Saccharomyces kudriavzevii IFO 1802 is the source of this 390-nucleotide messenger RNA. RefSeq names its product putative isoleucine biosynthesis protein HMF1 (gene HMF1). The coding region runs from base 1 to 390 and encodes 129 amino acids. Gene Ontology annotation, cellular component: mitochondrion; cytosol. The record is from RefSeq and is a predicted model, not a curated record. The transcript has a single exon. Lineage: Eukaryota; Fungi; Ascomycota; Saccharomycetes; Saccharomycetales; Saccharomycetaceae. Gene Ontology annotation, molecular function: deaminase activity.
AUGACCACCAAUUUAACUCCAGUCACUUGUGAAUCCGCUCCAGCUGCUGCUGCCUCAUAUUCCCAUGCUAUGAAGGUAAACAACUUGAUUUUCCUUUCUGGCCAAAUUCCUGUGACCCAAGACAACAAGCUGGUUGAAGGCUCCAUUGCUGAGAAGGCUGAACAAGUGCUUCAAAACGUCAAAAACGUUUUAGAAUCAAGCAAUUCCUCAUUAGACAGAGUUGUCAAGGUUAACAUUUUUUUGGCCGAUAUCAAACACUUUGCUGAAUUCAACUCCGUUUAUGCCAAGUAUUUCCACACUCACAAACCUGCUAGAUCGUGCGUUGCAGUUGCUGCGUUGCCAUUAGGUGUUGACAUGGAAAUGGAAGCCAUUGCUGCUGAAAAAGAUUAG